This is a messenger RNA of Tyto alba (common barn owl), 4123 nucleotides long. It is a transcript of the gene ARTN, whose product is annotated as artemin. The record is from RefSeq and is a predicted model, not a curated record. Bases 2079 to 3218 code for a protein of 379 amino acids. The transcript has 3 exons. Gene Ontology annotation, molecular function: glial cell-derived neurotrophic factor receptor binding; receptor tyrosine kinase binding; growth factor activity. NCBI's taxonomy places the organism in Eukaryota, Metazoa, Chordata, Aves, Strigiformes, Tytonidae.
GUGGGGGGGGGGGUGUUGUUGAUUUCUGACCCCUCGUCACUCCUCCUGCCAGGGGCAGCGCGGGGGGGACGCCGGGCCUCCACCGGUGCCCGUGGCGGAUCCCUGGGCAUCCACCCGCGCUGCCAGGCAGGACCUGCGGCUGCAGGGCUGACACGACGAGCAGUGGCGAGCGGGGCACCAGCACAGCCCCCUUCCAAAAGCAGCCACUCCAUGAGCUGAGACCCUCUCCCCUGGGCUGGGGCACCCUCUGGCCCCGCGUGGAUGCGCUUCGCGAGUGGCUCCUGCCUCCCCCCGGGGGCCGAGUGCAGCUCACGGGGCACCCGCUCCACAGCUCCCUGUCCACAGGGUGGGCAGCGCGGCUCUGGCCGCGGCUCUGCACGGGUGGGUGUGGGGUGGCCCGCACAGGGAUUACCCCCAGCACGUUGCUGCUCAGCCCCCCGGCCGGGGGUACACGUGUGGUGGGGGGUCAGGCAGGUCCUCACACGGAUGGGCCUGAUCCUGACCCUGGAAAAGGCUCCUGUGCCUGUUAAUGGCCCAGCUGGGCUCUUGUAGUCGUGGCAGUGACAGACCCCAGCUAGAUCCCCCCAUGCGGGAGCUGGGGGUCUGCCGUGGGGACUGCAGCUCCGGCACUCCCGUGGGGUGCCCAGCAGCUUGGCUCAGCCCUGCCUGCGCUGGGGGAAAGCAGUGGCCCGCCGAGCGGGGCUGCGGUCCUGCGCGUUCGGAGAGCUGCCCCCGGGGACGGGGCUCCGUGUCUGCGGAGGCACUGGCGGGGCACGUCCGUAGACCCGGCUCCGGGGCUCCCGGGAGCGAAGGGAGGCUGCCCUCGCCCGGCGCCCCGCCGGCAGCGCUCCCGCCGCAGAGCCCGGGGCCGUGCUGCCGCCGAACGGGAGAAGCCUGAACUGCACCGGCUGCUCCGUCCCGUCCCAUCCCAUCCCAUCCCAUCCCGUCCCAUCCCAUCCCAUCCCAUCCCGUACCGUCCCAUCCCAUCCCGUACCGUCCCGUCGGGAUGCUGAGGCCGACAGGCCAUGGGAGCGGGGACCGGGGGGGCCCAUCCCCUCAUAGCAGGGUGCGGGGACCCCUGCCUGGCCCCCUCCAGGGGUGCCGGCCUGGGAAAACCAUGACCUGGCAGCAGUGGCUGGCACGGGGCCACGGGCCGCCACGGGAGCGACGUGCUGUGUGGGCUGUGCUUGGCCAGGCUGCGGCUGCUGGCGGGGCUGGGGGGGCCUGGUGCCAGCCCUGCCUGCACCAGGGACACAUCCUGCCCGGUGCGCGGCCCCUGGAGGAGGUGCAUGGGUCUGGCAGUGCCCAUCACAGCCCUUUGCCACCGUGUGGUCAGUGCAGGGUGGCAUCAGCUGCAGCAGUCGGGACCAUCCCUUGAGAUGCUGAGGGGACUGGGGGAGCGGGUUUUGUCUCCUGGUCCCAGUGGUGCCCAGCUGCAUCACUUCUUUUUUUGGCCAGGAGCACUGUCCUCAGUGUGUCCUGUCCCAGCUUUGCUAUGAAAGCACCUGGGACAUUCUGGGGCAAAGCCAUGGAUGGGACAGGGGAACUCCCUGCUGCAGGAUACCACCCGGCUCCAAGGGGACAGUCCCAUCCCAAGAGAUAGGGGAUGCAGCAGAUGGGCCAAGGAGGGUCCAGGCUCCUUUGGGAGUCACCUCUGGGGGAUUCUGGCUUGAGACACUGAGGCACAGGGGCUCUCUUGCACCCCGGAGGAGCUGGGGAAGGAGGUACAACAUGUGGUUGCAGACUGGGAGUUGCCCCUGCACCCCCCAGGGGACAUCAUUCCCCUGAGACCGUGCUUGCUGCUCUGCUGGGACUAUGCAUGGCAAGGACCAAAUUCCCCUUUGUGUGUCAGGGCAGUGGAUUCUGGGCAGUGGUGUUGGGGUAAAUGACUACAGCGAGUCCAGUGUGGUGCCCCGUGCCCCGCUGUGUCCCCAUGGGCCCUUCCUGCCCAUCCUGCUCCUCGCGGCCUCACUCCCUGGGGCUGUUCUGGGGCUGCAUGUCCCAGCUCGGUGCAGGCAGAAGGCUGGGGAGCAAGCGCAGGGCCAGUGGGGGAGGCUGCACCCAAGGACCCUGUGCUAAUGGAUUUGGAGUUUCCAAGGUCAGGCUCCCACCGCAAGCAAGAAAAACAUUCCCAGGGAAGGGCCAUGGGAAAGGGCGCCCCCCCCGCCGUGGCACUCCCAGCCCCAGCCACUGCCUCAGGGCCCAGCCUGGCAUCCCGGGCUGCUUGCGUGAGGAGGUGGCUACGUCGCCCUGAGGAGAGGUGCUGGGCGAAGGCUGGGUCACCCCAGUUGCCAAAUCACUUGGAAGGGGUGCGUGGGGUGGCGAGGGUGCCUGGCUGUGCAGGGAGGGGACAGGGGUCAUGCGUGGGGUGCAGGAGGUGUUGUGGAAUGCUGUGGGGCGAGGGAGGGGAUAGCAUCCUUUUGACAGGGGCAGGAGUGUGCCAGCUCCCAGCCAGCCAGCUCGGUGCCCACCCUGUCCCCUCUGCGUGGGUGCUGACCCCCACCUCUGCACUUGCAGCCAGCAUGGAGCAGCGAGCGGGGCCACCAGAACCGAGACCAGCAGGACCCACCACGCAUCCGCAGCCCAAGGAGGGGACACUGUGGGGGCUCCUCGCCAUCCUCUCGCUGCUGGCCGGGCUGGCUGCGGGCACCCUGCGAACGCCGCACUGCAAUGAAACGCUGGAGGCAGCCCCCCCUGCGCCGCGGGGCACGGCCACCGCCAGCCCGGCUGUGGAGGAUGGCGUGGAGGUACCGCUCACCGCUGCCAGGAGCCAGCUGUACGGGGACAACGUGACGACGGGUGGCCCGGGCGCUGCGGAGCUGGCAGAGGACCUGCUGCUGCGUACUGAGCGCUCGCCAUCGGGCCACGGCAAAGAGAAGAAGCUGGGGGGGAAAAACUCCCUGAGGGCCCGUGGGCGCAACUGCCACAUCCGCAACCUGAUGGUGAAGGUGCGCGACCUGGGCCUGGGCUUCAACUCAGACGAGAUUGUGCUUUUCAAGUACUGCAGUGGAUCCUGCCACCGGGCGCGCAGCAACUACGACCUGACCCUGGGCAGCCUGCUGCGGCAGCAGCUCAUCACCCCGGGGCCGCAGGAGCGGGUCCUCAGCCACCCCUGCUGCCGGCCCACCCGCUACGAGGCCGUCUCCUUCAUGGACGUGCAGAACACGUGGCAGACGGUGGAGAAGCUCUCGGCGGCCGAGUGCAGCUGCAUCGGCUGAGGAGGGGGCUGCCAGCUCGGCCCCAGCUCGACACACGCCGGCAGACCCCGGCUUGCCAGGCGCAGUGGUACUGGCCCUCGGAGAAAGGUUCUGUCAGAGGCCGGUGCCCCCGGUUUUGUGUGACCACAAAGGACUGAGGCGAGAUGGAGCCGUGCCGGGGGGUGGGUGGCUGAGCCCCCUCCCGCUCAGUGCCAAGCAGCUGGUGCCACCAGCUACGCGGGGUCCUGCCCGGGCGCACCCCAGCUCAGCCCUGGGAGAGGAGCUGGAUGGGGUACAGAGCAUCCCCGCUGUUUGCAGGGGUCUGCCAGCCCAGUGCCCACCAGCAGCACCCGGCUCGCCCGCGCCCUGCCUGGACUGGUGCUCCCGCACCCCUGCUGUCAGGGAGCUGGGGCCAAGUGUCGCCCAAGCUUCACGGGGGGACAGAAAGGGGACAAAACCACCCUGUCCCCUCAGGCACCCUGGGGCUGGCGGUGCCCGGAGCUGCCCUGCAGGGAGAGGAUGUCCCCGAGGCCAGGGGUGCAGUGGGGCCAAAGCACGCCAGCGCGGAGUGGGGGUCCCACACCCGGGCUGGCAGCAGCCCCCGGUGCUCCGCAGGGCAGCGAGUGGGGCACGGACGCCUGCUGGGACCCCUGCCCCUACCUGGCUCCCGAGGGGGGUGUCAGGGUCCCCUCACAGUGCUGUGGCACUAAACUAUUUAUUACUCUAAAUUAUUUAUUUAUUGUUCUUGAGUGGCAGCUCCUAUUUAUGACUUUGGGCCCCCGGGGGCCGGGUGUAAUUUAACCCCAGCGCUGCUGUGAAGCCCUGGGCAGCGCCCCGGUGCCCCGUGCCCCCCAGCCCCCUUUUUCUAUUAUUUGUAAAAUUUGAGGGAUAAACUCUAUUUUUGUACAGCCGCCUUCUCCUGUAGC